Cadophora gregata is the source of this 1056-nucleotide messenger RNA. RefSeq lists its product as uncharacterized. The transcript has a single exon. The record is from RefSeq and is a predicted model, not a curated record. Bases 1 to 1056 code for a protein of 351 amino acids. Lineage: Eukaryota; Fungi; Ascomycota; Leotiomycetes; Helotiales; Ploettnerulaceae. Gene Ontology annotation, molecular function: glycosyltransferase activity.
AUGAGUCCUGCAGCGAAACUUCCUAGCCGGGCUUGGGUGACUCUCUUGACUCGGACAAACUACAUCGCAGGAGCAGUCCUACUUGCACAUAGCCUCCAAAAGCACAAGUCAAACUAUCCACUCAUCAUUCUCUACACUCCGAGCUUGCCGAAGGAAUGCCUCCCAGCACUUCGCCAUGAAGCAUCACUCAGCAAUGCAAUUCUCAGACCAACGGAACCUCUGGUUCCAAAAGAACAGAGAAACUUGAUAGCAGCGAGAUUCGAGGAUACCUGGACUAAAUUGCGUAUUUUUGAAUUGUUUGAUUAUGACAAGCUGGUUUUUCUCGAUGCAGAUAUGUUGGUUUUCCGCAACAUGGAUGAGCUCUUUGAUCUCGAAUUGCCGGGGAAAGAUUGGAUUGCUGCAAAUCAUUGCUGUGUGUGUAAUCUGGAUAAAGAUGAAUGGGCUCCUGGCGACUGGGUCAAGGAGAACUGUGCGUAUACUGGUCUCACCCAUCCGACUUGUCUGGACAAUCCCGUUCGUGUUCCAAGAGGUGGGGAAGGUCUUAGGACGCAUACCCUCCUCAAUAGUGGACUCUUCAUAUGCUCUCCGUACGAGCAGCUGUGGACAGAUAUGCUCCAGUUUCUGGAAACCUCACCGCUUGUGAAGGACUUCAUGUUCCCUGACCAGGAUUUUCUCGCUGAGUUCUUUCGGGGAAAGUGGCAAGCUGUUGGCUACCAAUACAACGCGCUGAAGACAAUGCGGUACUGGCAUCCGGAAAUGUGGAGGGAUGAGGAGAUCAGAAACUUGCAUUAUAUUGUGGACAAGCCCUGGAGCAAACGUGUAGGGAGUGACGGUAUCGCUGGAUAUCUGGGAAGGGAUGGGGUGACGCACCAAUGGUGGUGGGAUGAGUAUGAAAGCUGGGAGAAUGAGAGAGAAAAUGUGGGUGAGACUGCUGUCUUGGAUAUGGUACGGAGGAGUUCUCCUGCAUUAGAACGACUGGGAGCGAUCAGCACGAAGGUAAACAACUCACACAUUAUCCCCCAGAGCAAUUUUCAUGCUCAGCCAACGAGAGCAUGA